Messenger RNA from Serendipita indica DSM 11827, 1521 nucleotides. The record is from the annotation of a GenBank genome assembly. Lineage: Eukaryota; Fungi; Basidiomycota; Agaricomycetes; Sebacinales; Serendipitaceae.
AUGAAGCAGGAAACAGAUGAUCCAAAUCUAAAGGGCCUCGGAUUGGUGGCUAUCCAUAUUGACCAUGGAUUUCGUUCAAAGUCGACACAAGACGCUCAGCACUGUGAAAACUGGGCAAAAUCUCGCUCUAUUCCUCUCGUCACAUGCAAGAUUCCAUGGGGAGAGCCACCCUUUCCGAAACUGAAAUCUUUAAACGAGCAUAAAGAGGAAAUGGCGCGCCUCGCCCGGAUGCAGCUCUUGUUCUGGGUGAUGCAAGAGAAGAAGGCGAGCACGAUACUCAUGGCCCAUCAUCUUGACGACCAGAUUGAAACGUCAGUGAUGCGGUACCGGCGCCUCAAGGACCGAACCUUUGCGUCUGGUAUUACUCCACUGGGUCUCGCGGGUAUGAGACCUUGUCGAAGAUGGGGGAUGGGUCUACCACCCAAAUCUGGACUGGGCUUUUUUGGUGCGGAAGGGAUGAACCAUUGGAUUUCUCGGCCACUGCUCGAAGUUCCAAAGUCUCGUAUUAUACAAACGGCGAAAGACGACGGCCUCAUUUGGGUGGAGGACGAAAGCAACGACGACGUCCAUUUUACGGAACGAAAUUCGAUCCGAGCACAGAUACGAGUAGCGCCAGAGUCUAUUUGGCUCUUGGCUCCCCAGCUUCCUCCUUACUCGCCUUUUGAAGACGGUAAUCACCUUCCUUUGGUCGACAAAGUCAACCGUCACAUCGAAGUGCGAGAUGAAGUCGAGAACGAAGGCGAGUGGCCAAAUAGCGCCGACGUCUAUCUACGCAAGCAUACAGGUUUUGGACCGGAAGGCACUUUUCACCUUGUGACGAGCAAAUCAACGUCACCAUCAGGUAACGUGAGGCUAGCCGUCGUUUCACGCAUACUGCGCUACGUGUCACCACAUCCAUGGGGAUCUCCACAAGCAGAGGCAGGUCGCGACAGGGCCAAGCUACGCAGGAUAGCAGAUGCUAUAUGGCCUUAUAGAGAUGAGGCUGAGGAAGAGACUUUCUGGAAGGCGAACCUGGCAGGGACUCGCCGCAAGUUUAGCGGAGGAGGCUUCGUCCUUUGGCAUCCUACCCCAUGGACCAGUGUUACGAAAGUGCUCAGCCAAGGCUACGUUGCAGAUACUCGUGGUCUGGACUCCAUUAUUCGGUAUGACGAGGCAUUCGGCUGGCUCGCACAAAGGCAACCGACCCACAAAUUUUGUCCAGCAACAGUUGACAUCACAGAAAAACUCGAAUCACGAGAGCCCUUCAGUGUUCUAUGGGAUUGUCGAUGGCUUCUCGAAUUUUCCUCCAAUGCCAUUGACGUCCUGCAACAUUCUCAACAAUUCCGGGCCAUGGCCCGCGAUGCACCUGAGAGGCGAGACCGAUAUUUCAUCACAGCUGGAGAUCAGUUCUGGAGACCUUGCGUAUCAUACCAGAAUGCCCGAAUCCAUAAAGGUCCAGUGCUACAGCUCGCUCAGUCUUUUGGAGACUUGCAGGUGCCCGCCGUCACCAUGCGCUUCGUGCGCACAAUGGAACGUCUAUGA